Anolis sagrei ordinatus is the source of this 10369-nucleotide messenger RNA. The record is from RefSeq and is a predicted model, not a curated record. Lineage: Eukaryota; Metazoa; Chordata; Lepidosauria; Squamata; Anolidae.
AUCAGAGGCCGUUCAAAUUGUGAGUGCUGCUCUUCCUGGCAAGGAUUUCAGCCCCUGAGAAGAAAACAAGGACAGAGGCAAAAGCAGCAUUUCCUCGUCAUUCUAUUUAUAAUGGACAUGGAUUGAAACCAGGGAUAGUUGAUGAACAAAAAGACAGCCAAGGAGCCAGGCAGACUGGAAGGGGACAGCUGCCGACGUACCAAGGAGGGCCAGUGGAUAAGCUGGGAACAUGGAGGAGAGGAGCAAGGAGAAGGUCAAUCAGGCCCAUGUUCUCUUUGACCGAUUUGUCCAGGCGUCAACCUGCAAAGGAACUUUGAAAGCCUUCCAGGACCUCUGUGAUUAUUUAGAACUGAAGCCCAAGGACUAUCGUACUUUUUACCAUAAGCUCAAGUCUAAGCUUAAUUACUGGAAAGCCAAAGCCCUGUGGGCCAAGUUGGAUAAGAGAGGCUGCCACAAAGACUACAAGAAGGGAAAAGUAUGCGCCAACACGAAGUGUCUCAUUAUUGGGGCUGGACCCUGCGGCCUUCGAACAGCCAUUGACCUCUCCUUUCUGGGAGCAAAGGUGGUGGUGAUAGAAAAGCGUGAUGCCUUCUCCCGCAACAAUGUUCUGCACCUGUGGCCAUUUACAAUCCAUGACUUGCGGGGCCUUGGCGCCAAAAAGUUCUAUGGAAAAUUCUGUGCAGGAGCCAUUGACCAUAUCAGUAUUCGUCAGCUCCAGUUGAUACUCUUGAAGGUCUCCUUAAUCCUGGGUGUUGAAAUCCAUGUCAAUGUAGAGUUCCAGGGACUUCUCUACCCUCCUGAGGAUCAAGAGAAUGAGAGAAUAGGUUGGCGUGCACAGGUACACCCGAAAACACAUCCUGUGUCAGAAUACGAGUUUGAUGUGAUAAUUGGAGGAGAUGGAAGACGCAAUACUUUGGAAGGUUUUCGACGAAAAGAAUUUCGUGGCAAGCUAGCCAUUGCCAUCACAGCAAAUUUCAUCAACCGCAAUACCACAGCGGAAGCCAAAGUUGAAGAGAUCAGUGGUGUAGCCUUCAUAUUCAAUCAGAAAUUCUUCCAGGAUUUGCGAGAAGCUACAGGCAUUGAUUUAGAGAACAUCGUCUACUACAAAGAUGACACCCACUAUUUUGUCAUGACUGCCAAAAAGCAGAGCUUACUGGAAAAAGGAGUAAUAUUACAUGACUAUGCAGACACUGAGCUGUUACUUUCACGGGAGAAUGUGGACCAGGAGGCUUUGCUCAGCUAUGCCAGGGAAGCAGCAGACUUCUCAACCAAUCAGCAGCUGCCAUCUCUGGACUUUGCCAUCAACCACUAUGGGCAACCUGAUGUAGCCAUGUUUGAUUUCACCUGCAUGUAUGCCUCAGAGAACGCAGCCAUGGUUCGAGAAGUAAAUGGCCACCAACUGCUCGUGGCUUUGGUUGGAGACAGUCUGUUGGAGCCAUUCUGGCCAAUGGGAACUGGAAUAGCCAGGGGCUUUCUUGCUGCCAUGGAUUCUGCUUGGAUGGUACGAAGCUGGUCGUUGGGAACAGGUCCUUUGGAAGUCCUUGCAGAGAGAGAGAGCAUCUAUAGGUUGCUGCCUCAGACCACCCCUGAGAAUGUGAGCAAGAACUUCAGCCAGUACAGCAUUGACCCUGUCACUCGGUAUCCAAACAUCAAUGUCAACUUCUUGCGGCCAAACCAGGUACGUCAUUUGUAUGAUACAGGAGACUUGAAAGACAUACACCUGGAAAUAGAGAACUUGAUGAACUCCAGGACACCGAAGUUGUCAAGGAAUGAGUCGGUGGCUCGCUCCAGUAAGCUCUUGGGCUGGUGUCAGAGGCAGACAGAUGGAUAUGCUGGUGUAAAUGUAACUGAUCUUACAAUGUCUUGGAAGAGUGGCCUAGCACUGUGUGCCAUUAUCCAUCGAUAUCGCCCUGAUCUCAUAGACUUUGAUUCUCUAGACGAACACAACGUGGAGAAGAAUAAUCAGCUGGCAUUUGAUAUUGCUGAAAAGGAGUUUGGAAUCUCUCCGAUCAUGACUGGCAAAGAGAUGGCAUCAGUUGGGGAGCCAGACAAGUUGUCCAUGGUCAUGUAUCUCACCCAAUUCUAUGAAAUGUUCAAGGACUCCCUCUCUUCCAGUGACAAUCUGGAGCUGAAUGCAGAAGAAAAAGCUGCUUUAAUAGCUAGCACCAAGUCCCCGAUCUCAUUUUUCAGCAAAUUGGGCCAGAGCAUCUCUCGAAAACGGACACCGAAGGAUAAAAAGGAGAAAGAUCUAGAUGGUGCAGGAAAGAGGAGAAAAACAAGCCAGUCGGAAGAUGAGGACACUUCCCGAAGCUACCGAGAGGAGAGGCCCACCCUGGUCAGCGCCCUGACAGAGAGAAGAAUUGAUGCUGCCGUUGGUAAUCAGAAUAAAGUGAAAUCCAUGGCAACGCAACUGCUGGCCAAAUUUGAGGAGAAUGCCCCUGUACAGUCCUCUGGAAUACGAAGACAGCCUUAUCAAGAACGGGCUCUCAGCCAGCCAGCCUACCGACAGAGAGAACAGGCCCGCCUUGCCCCCUUACCUCAGUGGAAACAGAUGAGGAAAAAGGAGCGUUCUCGGACCUGCCCUAAAAAAGUGAUCAUGCUCACUUCCUCCUCCAUUUGCACUUCCUCUCCAUGGUAUCCCAGUUAUCAGAGAAACAGGGAACGUCAUGCAGACCAAACUGGAGAACAGAGUCCCAGCCAGCAAAGGAGACCUCAUCAGUUCUCUUCAGAUGACCAUGUGCCAGAGCGCACGCUUACCAUUGAACAGAGGGCAAGCCAGCUGGCUGCCCUCCUGGAGCAAAGGCCAACAACCAGGCAUCAGCCAGAGACUCGUCGAUCUGUGGUUAAACAUUGGGAGCUCUCCUGUAGCAACCGCUCUUCCAGCCGCCCUUCUUCUCCUUCAUCUGAUUCCCUCAGACAGAAAUAUAUAAAGAUGUAUACAGGAGGCGUGAGCUCAUUGGCUGAGCAGAUAGCCAAUCAGCUUCAAAGGAAGGACCAGCCUAAAACCCUUCUAGACAAGAAGGAACUGGGUUCAUUAAAAAAAGAAUUCCCUCCAAACCUGGGAGGCAGUGAUGUCUGUUUCUUCUGCCAUAAACGUGUCUAUGUGAUGGAAAGGCUGAGUGCUGAAGGCAAAUUUUUCCACCGUAGCUGUUUCAAAUGUGAAUAUUGUGCCACCACCCUGCGUCUAUCAUCUUACGCCUAUGAUCUGGUGGAUGGAAAAUUCUAUUGCAAGCCUCACUACUGUUACAGACUUUCAGGUUAUGCCCAGAGGAAGAGACCAGCAGUGGGUCCUCCAUCAGGAAAGGACAACAAAGGGACCCAACAAGACAGUAUGGCGGCUGAUGGUGCAGGACGUGCAAACUCCAUCUCGUCGUCAUCAGAGAGAACCCCAGCACCCAAUGUAAACGGCCUAGAGGAACCCAGCCUUGCCAAGAGACUGCGAGGCACACCGGAACGAAUUGAAUUGGAGAAUUACCGUCUCUCAGUACAACGUGAAGAGGACUUAGAAGAGGUCCCAGAAGAGACAUUGGCAGAGCACAACCUAAGUAGCGUGCUAGACAAAGGAACAGAGGAGGAUGUCCCCAGCAGUAGUUCCGAAUCUGAGAUGGAGGAGGAAGAGGAGGAGGAAGAAGAGGAAGAUCAACCACAGCAACCUACUUCUGACCUGGGAGGUGUGCCUUGGAAGGAAGCUGUGCGCAUCCAUGCCAUGUUAAAGGGCAAAAGUGAGGAGGAGCUGGAGCCUGAGAAAAAUCAUGUCAAAGAAGAGGAAGAGGUGGAGGUGGAGGAAGACGUGGAAGAGGAGGAGGAGGAGGAAGAGGAAGAGGAGGAAGAGGAAGAAGUCUCCAGCGAAGAGGGAGAGUAUUAUCCUUGGGAGAGCGAACUUCAGCAAGGCCUCUGGCUUCAACGUCUUUCCAAUGAAGAGGACACGGGUACAUUUAAAGCUGGAAACCUGAGGCUGCAACAGAUAGUAAAUCCGAUUGAUCCUUUGGAGAUCUUGGCAGAUGUGCAUUGGACACACAUCCGUCAGAAAGAGGAGGAGGAAAAAGUGGGCCCUACGUCUAUAUCCUCCACCUCCCGAGCAUCUGACCUUCCUUCCCUACGCCAUGAUGCAGUGCAGGCGUGGCUGGAUGCAGCUCCAGGAGCGUUGUGUGAGGACAAUGACUAUGAGGACGAAGUGGGCAGUGAGCCUGCAGAAGCCUUUGAAGAUGGAGACACAGGUGCAGAGUUGGAUGAUGAUGACAUCCCAUCUGAUGCAGAAGCAGAGUGCCGCCUCCAUCAAGAGAAGCCUGGAGAUCCAGAUCAGGAAGUCUCUGAAGACAAAGAGUUGGAGGCAGAGAUUGCUACCCCUUGCACUGUAACUGAAGAUCCCUGCAAGCCAUGUGAGUCAGUAGAGUCACCAUCCGAGAGAGCUGUUUCUGUUUCUCCAACUGAUAACCACAAGGAAGAAGAAAAAGAGGACUCAAAGGAACAUCUUGUGAUCGUGUCCUGUGAAGAGAGGUCCUCAGAUACACACUUUUUCCCUGAGCCAUUCCUCCCAGAAAGCAAGAAUGAAAAACAAGACAAGAGCUUGGAUGAUGAAAAAGUCAAAAGCCCACCUGUCCCACUUUCUCCUAUUCGGUCCCAGCCAAUUGCUCUGCCUGAGACCAUUGCACCAACAUCCCCUGUGAAAUCACAACCCGCAUCACCCGCUUUACCUACAUCCCCACCUGCUACUCCUCUGCCUAUUUGUUCACAGCCUUUACCCUCUGCUGAAGCAUCUGUUCCAUCUCCAAGGGAAUCACCAGUUUGUUUUCAACCAAUCCCAGCCUUAACCUCCACUCCUUUGGCCAAACUUGUUCUAAAAAGUCAAGAUGGAGAGGUGGAAAAACUGGCAAGCCCUACUUCAGCAGAAGAAGCUUUGAAAAGGAAUAACCUUGUGGAGGAGUUCUGGAUGAAGAGUGCUGAAAUCCGAAGAAGUUUGGGUCUUACCCCUGUGAACAGAAGCAGGGGGUCAGAAACCAGCUUUACAAUCUCACCCCUUGAAUCUGCCCCCCUUAAAUCAUACACUCCUGACGGAGUUCCAGAAGAUAAAUGUAUCCACCUUGUUAAACCACAGCCGGCCCCAAGGAAACCAAUUACCCCAAAGCUUGACGAGCAGUUUUCUCUGCUGACGCCAAAGUCUCCAUCAGAGAGAGAACUGAAAAGUGAUGUUAAAAGAGAUUUGUCCAGUAGUUCUGGACUAGGUCUUCAAGGCAGUUCAUCCAACAUGAGGACAUUGGCCAGCCAGAGUUUCAAUACUUCUGAUUCCACCAUGCUCACUCCCCCCUCCAGCCCUCCCCCACCACCUCCUCAGAAUGAAGAGCCAGCCACGCUGCGAAGGAAAAGGCACCAGGCAACGUGGCAGAAUGAAGCCCAGUCUAGGCCAGCGUCCUUGCAAACACCUCACUCUCCACUAGUCAUUGAACGAAUUCGACCGGCCAGAGAACCCUCCCAGCCUCCCAGAGAGGAGGUGAGGAAGUCCUUUGUGGAGAGUGUGGAUGAGAUACCGUUUGCUGAUGAUGUGGAGGACACCUAUGAUGAGAGGACUGAGGAUACAAGCUUUCAUGAAAAGUACUAUACACCCCCCAGCAGGCCAAGGCCAGAGAAACCGCUCCACUUACAUUUGGUUAAAGAGAAUGGUGGGCCACCCUCAAUGGAAGGGGGAAGUCAGCAAAAGAGAGGCUUCCCUCAAGUCUCUGCAGAAGCUAAGGAACUAGCUGAGGAGAGAAUGAGGGCCAGAGAAAAGUCUGUCAAAAGCCAAGCCUUGCGUGAUGCAAUGGCUAGGCAACUCAGUAAAAUGAAAGAUCUGGAGAUGGCCCAUGCGACUGGCACUGCCAAACUGCGCAAAGCGUCCACCUUACCCUCAAAGACCAAAGACACGUUUUUUGAGUCCCCUAAGCAUUUGGCUAUGAAAUCUGGGGAAGGCCACACAUUGAAACAGGAGGGUAGUAGUGAAAGGUUCUUCUCACCUUUUGCAGACAUCAGUGGGCACGAUGGUUCAGUCACAUCCUCAGAAGGUUCCGGUGGAAAGAGUAAGAAAAGGACUUCUCUCUUUUCUCCCCGUAAAAACAAAAAGGAAAAGAAGUCCAAGAACGACAGCAAGCUCUCUGACAAAUCCAGCAGUGUGGCUGAGGAAGCCACCAAGCCCAAAUCGUUGUGGAAAUCUGUGUUCUCUGGUUAUAAGAAAGACAAGAAGAAAAAGGCAGAUGAGAAAUCCUGCCCUAGUACACCUUCCAGUGGGGCCACAGUGGACUCUGGGAAAAUUAAGGCAUCUCCAUUGAUUAGAGCAGCAGAUUUACAAAUGCGCCGACACCUAAGCUUCUCUGAAGACUCUGACCUUUCCAAUGAUGAUGUGCUAGAACGCUCAUCACAGAGAUCCAAGCGUGAGUCGAUUUACGUCCCACACGCCUUGGCAUUCAAGAGAUCAUACGCAUCAAAGAAAGCGUACACGGAGGAUGAGCUCAAUGCCAAACUGACCAGACGGGUGCAGAAAGCUGCUCGCCGCCAAGCCAAGCAAGAGGAGCUCAAAAGGUUACACAGGGCCCAGAUUAUCCAACGGCAGCUGGAACAAGUAGAAGAAAAGCAGAGGCAACUGGAGGAAAGAGGGGUUGCUGUUGAGAAGGCACUUAGGGGUGAAGCAGUUGAGCCCAAUGCGGGGACACCACGCCGUAGACCUCUCUCCUUCUGCCCUUGCUGUGCCCACGAAGGCAUGGGGAAGAAGGAUGACCCCAAACUGAUGCAAGAGUGGUUCAAGUUGGUGCAGGAGAAAAAUGCCUUGGUGCGCUAUGAGUCGGAGCUGAUGAUAUUUGCUCGGGAGUUGGAGCUUGAGGACAGACAAAGCCGGCUGCAGCAAGAGCUUCGGGAGAGGAUGGCAGUAGAAGAUCACCUGAAGACAGAUGAUGAGCUCUCAGAGGAAAAGAGAAUCUUGAAUGAAAUGCUAGAAGUGGUAGAGCAGAGAGAUUCUCUUGUGGCCCUUCUGGAAGAGCAGCGGCUCCGUGAGAAGGAAGAAGACAAGGAUCUGGAGGCUGUGAUGCUAUCCAAGGGAUUUAACUUGAACUGGUCCUGAGCUCUGCACCGUACUUAGCUGCUGAUCUGAAUCCUCCAGCUGGCAUUUGCCACAUUGGCCAGAGCUGUCUGGAUGGAAGUGAUGUCUUGAUGCAGGAACCUCUUGAGGGUUUCUGCAGCACCUGACCGCUUGAACCAGCUGCUUCUUGCUGAGAGGGGUUGGUCCUAAAGGUGCUGAGGACUGUGUGAGGUCUGCAAGCCCAACUCUGAGUUGAGGGCUGGAGGUUGCGUGCCUUCCUCAAGGACCUGCGUGAGAGGCCAUUGAGUUUUUGUGACCUCUGGGAGAGGCUAAAAAAAAAGAGAUUUUUUUAACGUUAACCAAUCUAGGUGGUCUGUAGCUUAUCUGUUUCAUAUUUACCCAGGUAGCCGUGUUCUUAUUUUUGUUUGUUUGUUUAAACUCACGAGAGAGAAGUAGCUGCUCUCUGUUGAGACAUCACCUUGCAGCAACCUUUGAAAGAGCAAACUAUUUACUGCUCCAGAGCACCUUGUGUUACAUGUUCAAAGUUCUCCUCACCAAAGAAGCCUGAAGCUGCCAUUAUUGUCUGGGCAUGGAGGAGAUAGGACUGGAAACUUGGAAGGUUAAUUGACUUGAAAUACUUACCCCUUGUAGUUUCUCCAGGCUCAGGUGGGCUUACUUUCAUCACUGCAGCCUCCAUGAGUUGCCAUCAUUCUGAAGCGGGGUCCGUGUUCGGCCAUCCACUCUCUUUCAUGCCAUGCUCUGGACUGAAGAGGACUGUUCCCCUUUCUCCAUUGUCAUGAGACUGCUCUGUUGUGAACUUUGUGCUCAUUUUGACACUGGAACAUACCGAUUAUGAACAUAGUUUAAUUGAGAAGCAUUUCAAGGGAGCUCUUGGAUGAAAGCCCCUGGCUUCAACUUUGCCCCCCCCCCCCUCCAAUCCUUGAAGAUUGAUCUUGUUGUGUUUUAGGGGGUGGGAGGGUUUUUUUUUUCUUUUUUGCACGUUGGAAAUGAAGCAGAACUCUUACCCCUCUCCCUUUAGUCACUUUAGACCCUUUAAUGUCCAUUAACUUAUUUUUAAUACUUGAAAGAAAAUUUGGUUUUGUACCUUUUUAAGAAAUGAGCAGAUGAGCGAGUGGUGUAUCUGUGUGCCUGCUGCAGCCCCCAACCUCUGUGUUUGCUUUAAAUUUGCUGAUCUCCCUUUCUUUCUAUCUAUUUAUUAGAGUUCUUAUUAAUGGCAUUACUGUUACAACACUACAUUUGAUCUUAGUCUGACCUCUCUGCCAUGACCGUCCUAUCUUGGGUGUCCCUUCAUGGUUUCGCUCGUGGUAUCAUUGAGGUGCUUAUGCUCCAGCACCGUGACAAGGCAGCAAUCCUUUGCUUGGAGAUUAGAUGCUUGUAAGUUCAAGGCAAUUGGUUCUGCUUUGGCCUUGAACCUUCACUACACUGAAGGGUGGCUUCUCAGUCAACUUCUGUGGCCUCACUGAGUCGAGGCUCAGAAUGUGAAAGCAAUGAAGACAGAUUUAUUUCCUGCACAUCCCAAAUUUUAUUGUAUGUUUUCUGCAUUUGGAUAAACCUGUGCUUGCUCUAUCUAAUGCUGACAAGCUUCUGUGACUAGAACAGUGACAUUGCCAUGCAAAAGUGAAGCAUGUUAAUAUCAUGCGGUCUGCCUCCAAGGAAAUAAUUAGCACAAAUCCCACUGGUUCUUGUUCCUGAUCUCCAUAUUGUCUUGGGAAGGGAAGUGGUCUUUUCCCAGUGUAACAGCGCAAAAAGGACAUAACAAAGAAUGGGUUCUUGCCUAUCACCAGCUGAGAUGUUCUAUAAGCACACGAUGUCCUUUACCAUCAUCUUCUCAAAAAUACCCAUGUGCAGCUGUUAAAAUGUCCCAUUCUUAAUUUUUUAAAAUUCUUUGUGGGAUUAGUUUUUUUAAGAUGCUAUUUAUUUUUACUCCAUUAGUUAAAAGGAUUAACAAGCAGUUUUGAAAAGAAAAAGGAUGAUUUCUGAACUGAUUCCUUUGUAGCAGUGGUUCUCAAUCUGUGGGUCUCCAGAUGUUUUUGGCCUAAAAUUCCCAGAAAUCCCAGUCAGUUUACCAACUUUUAGGUGUUCUGGGAGUUGAAGACCAAAACAUCUGAGAACUCACAGGUUGAGAACCAUUGCUUUAUAGCAUCAAAGGUUCAAUGCAGAACAGGGCUACUGUGUUAGUAAUCAUAUAGAAGGAGAAUUUCAGCAGAUUCAGCUUUCCUCACCAUUACAGUAAGAGCCCCCAGUAGAGCAAUGGGUUAAACCCUUGUGCCAGCAGGACUGCUGACCAAAAGGUUGGUGGUUUGAAUUCAGGUAGCAGAGUGAGCACCUGUCUGCCAGCUCCAGCUUCUCAUAUGGGGACAUGAGAGAAGCCUCCCACAGGAUGGUAAAACAUCCAGGUGUCCCCUGGGCAACGUCCUUGCAAAUGGCCUAUUCUCUCACACCAGAAGCGACUUGCAGUUUUUCAAGUUGCUCCUGACAUACACACACACACACACACAAAGCAAUUGCAGCAAUGCAAUAAGAAAAGAUACUUCUGCUGACACCCUUCUUCCUACCCAGUUCUUAAAGAUGUGGGGCCUCUGACUUCAGGUAUUGCUAGAUAAAGUCAUUGGAGCAUUGGUCUUUCUUCUUGUUGUCAGUUGUAGGUUCCUCUUUUCAUGUUUUGAAGGCCUUAAUUAAAAUGAAUUUGGCUGCUAUCAUGCAACGUUCAUCAAUAGAGCCCUUUCCUUCCAUGGAAACCCUCAAGAUCAGACUGUUAUGUAUUAUAAGGGUAAGGUGCCUGUGUGUUUUCGGGAGUGCCGUCAUACAGCUAUCUGUGGGUGGUGGGAUAGAAAUUAAAUUCCAGAAAACUAGACAUAUCUAGCGUCAAUGCUUAUGUUCUUUCCACUUUCAGCUAGCCAGGAAGUGUUUCUAUCUUAGUUCUGGUCAAAAUAUUACGACUAGGAGGGAAAAGAGGACCUUAAAUGUUUAUGUAGAACACGGUAUUCAACAAGCUUAAGUAGCCACAAAGGCUAAAUCUGCCAAAAUUAAAAGUCGUGAGAGCUCUGUCUUCUUUUGCAUUUUGCCAUGCACAAGGCUUCUCAUCUAUGCUAUCUUGCUGAAUAGUGAGAUGUAAAGAAGAUUCUGGUAAAUAAUGAGAGACUGCCAACAUUACAUCGGAGGAUGAAGGAUUUAUGAGCUUGUGAAUUCACCUGUUCGUAAUAUACAGGAAAGAAGAAGGAAUAUGUUGUUGGAACCUCAGUUAUCAUUUAAAUCCAGCAGAGAAGAGCUAUAGUAGGCCUGGGCCAACUUGGGCCCUCCCUCCAG